Molecule: messenger RNA, 1350 nt
Organism: Penicillium verhagenii
Lineage: Eukaryota; Fungi; Ascomycota; Eurotiomycetes; Eurotiales; Aspergillaceae
Product: Tm-1-like ATP-binding domain-containing protein
Exons: 1
Coding region: 1-1350 (449 amino acids)
Source: RefSeq, a predicted model, not a curated record
AUGCCAUCCUCUAAACCCACAAUCCUCCUCCUUGGCACAUGCGACACCAAGCUCUCCGAGCUCCUGUACACAAAAUCGCAACUCGAGUCACAGAAAAGCCAUGUCCUCCUCAUGGACGUCGGCCAUACCCCAACCUCACACCCAGAAAUAGAUAUCACACAACACGACAUCUUGAAUCCAGAACUCGCUCGAAAAUCCUCACCAAAUUCUGUAAACAUAAACAUACCCGAUGCCAGCGAAAUCAGCUCUCUCUCCCGAGAAUCAUACAUCAAAACACUCACCCCACAUGCCGUGCGCAUGGUAACUACCCUCACACCAUCUUUACACGGAGUGCUGGGCAUAGGCGGCUCAUGCGGCACGGCGCUCGCAGCAGCAGUCAUGCGCGACGCAGUACCAAUCGGCUUCCCCAAGCUACUCGUAUCCACAAUGGCAUCCGGGGAUGUAGCGCCAUACAUCGGGGAAACGGACAUUGCGAUGAUGUACUCUGUCGUUGACAUUGCAGGGCGAAACCGGGUUUUGGACAAAGUCCUGGGAAACGCGGCGGCUGCUAUCGUGGGCAUGGGGUGGGGGUACCUCACUCGAUGCAAGGCCGCAGAGGGGAGUGCGGGCAAGGUGCGUAUUGGCAUUACGAUGUUUGGGGUUACGACGCCGGCUGCUACGAUGGCGAAGGAGCACCUGGAACUUUUGUUUCCUGGGACCUGCGAGAUAUAUACGUUCCACGCGACUGGGUCUGGUGGACGGGCGAUGGAGAGGCUUAUCGCUGAGGGCCAGCUGGAUGCUGUGCUUGAUUUGACGACUACUGAGAUCGCGGAUGAGGUUGUUGGCGGGGUUUUGAGUGCUGGGCCUGGAAGAAUUCGCGCGGCGACGGCAAGGAAUAUACCGCGGGUUCUGAGUACUGGGGCGUGCGAUAUGGUCAAUUUUGGGACGGCUGAGAGUGUUCCGGCUUGCUUUAGGGGUGGGGAUUCGGGGGUUGGGCGCGUUUUGCAUUCGCAUAAUCCUACUGUUACGCUGAUGAGAACUACGAAGGCGGAAUGUGAGAGGAUUGCGAAGUUGAUUGCGAAGAAUCUCCUUGGUGAUGCUAGCAAUGGAAGCAAGGGUGGCCAUCAUGGUUCUGCAAGGACGAAGGUCGUCUUUCCGGUUGGUGGACUCAGUCUACUCGAUGUUCCAGACCAACCGUUUUGGGACCCCGAGGCGGACGAGGCUCUUUUUUCCACGCUGGAGGAUGAGUUAAAGGGAAGCGGUAUUGAGGUGACUCGGGAUAGGCGCGAUAUCAAUGACCCGGGAUUUGCAAUUACGGUGGCUGAGAUGCUACACGGUUUGAUCGAGGAAAGCGGUAUGCUAGGAUUGUGA